UGUUUAUGCUGUGAUAUUUAAAUCAGCCGAUUAAUUGAUGUCCCUAAUCAAGGAUACGGUGUUUGAGUAUCCGUGGUCCCUACUAUGAUAAUGUUGUGUUGAGCCGAAUUAGAAAACGUAGUUGGUGAAUACUCCAACUGACCAAAUUCUAUUCGGGAAUUAUGGGAGAUAAGGAAGUAUUAGAGACGAUAUCAGAAAAUGAUGGAGAUCCCUUAAAACAGAAUGUAACUGGACCAGACGCAAACUUGUUACCGACAACAAAGUUUUUCGAACCACCAUGCUAUGAUAAAGUGAAAGAAAUAAUAAGGGCAGUACAAGAUGAGGUAUUAACAGGCAAAACAUAUAUGGAUGAUGAAGCUAAGGAAUGGACUACCAAAAUUGUAAAUGAAGUGAGUAAGAGAUGUCGCGAAUUACAAAUAAGACGCUACAAACAUAUUGCUCAAGUUUUUCUAAUGGAAUUAAAAGGAGCUGGAGCAAAAUCUGUUAUUAAGUCAAUGUGGGAUGAUGAAACAGAUGGAUAUACGAGUGACAAAUUUGUAAAUGAUACUAUUAUGUGCGUUACUGUUGUUUUUGCGAUUCAUCUAUACUGACUUACCCACUCAACUAAUCAAUAUUUAUGUGGAUACUUUUAAGUAUAUAAAAAUGUCCAAUUCCGUCAAAUCACUAGUAACCUCCCUGACGUUGUGAAGUUAUGCAGAAUAAAACAUUUUAUAAGCA
This is a messenger RNA of Coccinella septempunctata (seven-spotted ladybird), 717 nucleotides long. RefSeq names its product dynein light chain Tctex-type protein 2B-like. Gene Ontology annotation, biological process: microtubule-based movement. The record is from RefSeq and is a predicted model, not a curated record. The transcript has a single exon. Gene Ontology annotation, molecular function: dynein intermediate chain binding. Bases 162 to 590 code for a protein of 142 amino acids. NCBI's taxonomy places the organism in Eukaryota, Metazoa, Arthropoda, Insecta, Coleoptera, Coccinellidae. Gene Ontology annotation, cellular component: cytoplasmic dynein complex; cytoplasm.